AUGAAUUUUGAUUUGAUUUCUGAACUUAAACAAUGCCCGACUAUUGAUCAUUUUAUUGAUUUUGCAUCAAAAUUGCUUAGAGAAGCAGGAUUUCAACAUUUAUCUAUAACAGAUCCAUGGGCUUCAAUUCCAAAUAAGUUUUUCGUGACUCAAGAUUCUAAGAAUAUCGUAAUAGUGAAUCAAACUAAUACAGAUAAACAAAUUGUAUUCCAAACAGAUUUUGGAAAGCCUUGCUUUAUGCUUAAAACGAAUAAUGCAGAUUUAUCACGUGGUUUUAAUAUAGUCAGAUGCGGGAAAGUUGCUUUAAAUGGAUUUUAUGCAUUAAAACUAGCAGGAAAAAUAUUAUACAAAGACUCAAAUCAAAUUAAAACAAAAUUAUUCAUCGGUGAGCAACCAAUUGCAUUUCUUCCAGAUCCACAAAAUGCUAAUAUCGAUAGAGAGAACUACAAUCCAGUAAUUUCAUUGGAAGAUUCAGAUGAUGUAAUAAAUCCAGAUCAAUCCACUGCUAUUUACAAAUAUAUUUACAGAUACACAGGCGUUAAGCAAUCAGAUAUUAUUGAUUCAGAGCUUUACUUUAUUGAUUCCGAUAAUCCAAUUGAAUUUGGUCCAAAUAAAGAAUUCAUUCGAGCAUUUAGACUGAAUGCAUACAGUCAUAUAUUAUUCCUCCUUCAUGAGACAAUGAAUGCUACACCAAAGACUCAAUCAAUCUUUACUUGUAUAUAUGAAAAUAAGGAUUCUGAGGCUGACAAUCCCUUCUUUAAUAGUGUGUGCAACAAAAUGAAUAUCAGUAAAGACGAUAACAUGGAAUUCGUUAAACAGAACUUCAUAAAUGAUGAUGAAAAUGUACCAAAAUUUUCAAUUGAGAUAUGUGAUAAGAUAUCAGUGUAUGCAACACAAUCUAUGUUAAGGAAAAUUAUGAGUGGUCAACGAACACACCCCUUAUUACAUUAA
Molecule: messenger RNA, 951 nt
Organism: Trichomonas vaginalis G3
Lineage: Eukaryota; Parabasalia; Trichomonadida; Trichomonadidae
Product: aspartyl aminopeptidase family
Exons: 1
Coding region: 1-951 (316 amino acids)
Biological process (GO): proteolysis
Molecular function (GO): aminopeptidase activity; zinc ion binding
Source: RefSeq, a predicted model, not a curated record